AUGGACGGUGCACAGGUGGACUUAGGGAAUGCGGGGAUGGUCGCUCAAGCUUCUCGCGCUGCUUCGCCGACCGUCGACACUCACCCAAACACCGACUCGACUUCACCCAUCAUCGAGCACUACGCCGCCUUGCUUGGCGCCUUGCUGGAUUCUGUGCGAGGGAACAUGUCGUCGUACAAGGUGCCGGCACUGCAGGGGUCGCCGCUGGACGGUGCAAGCGACUGGCCAUCUCUUCGACUCUCUCUCCGAUCCGCCCUUGGCACGCCCAGCUCCGCCUUCGUCGCCGACGCAGCGUCAAUCUACACAGGGACUGCACAUCGACCGAAAGAGCGCGCGGCGCAGGUGAUUGCUGCGAUGGAGCGGAUUGGGCCGGCCAAGUUGGCUGAGGGAUGUAUCGAGCUCGAAAGGGAGGCCUUCGCUGGUGCAGGCGGUAAGGAGAAGUCAGCAGGGCGUCAAGCGUGGUACGGUGCUGCCGAGGCGAUCUCCUGGCUGUACGCCGUUCGGUCAGCGUUCCUCUGGGACGGCUCGUCCGACAUCAGUCCCGCUCAACCGACGAACCCUCUCCCGUCGAAAGCACCUGCUCCUCCAGCUCCCUUCGGCUUUCACUCUGCCCCUUCGGCUCCCAUCUCGACUGCGCCCGCACAACUACCGCCUUCCGCUCCUCUCGCCUUCGGUUUCGCGCCGCCUCCCGCGCCAGGAUCGAUCGCGAAGCAGCAGGAAGAGAAGAAGAUGCGCCUUGCCGCCUCCGUGGCGCAGCCGCACCCUGUGCCUGCCGCAGCGCCGUCGCGUCCUACUUUCUGGCCAACUCCAGCUGCCUCGACAUCGUCAGCUGCCGCACCAGCACUCCCAGCUUCAAACCCUUCUCCUCAGCCGUUCGCAUCGCAAGUUCCGGCUGCUCGACCCGCACCGUUCGCCCAAUCGUCGGCAGGUCCUUCUCAGUCAAAGGCGGCAGCCUUCGCGUCCGCCAUGUCUGCACUUUCGAGCGCCUCGCCCGCGUCGACUUCAGCAGCCGUUGCGCCCGCUCCAGCGCCUGCGGCAGCAGCCCCGCCCAUCGCCCCUGCUCCCGUCGCCCCAGCCGUCCCCGCCGUCCCUAUCGCCACCUCCUCUGCGCGAGAGAGUCCCGCUCCAGCACCCGGCUCAUCGCACAGCACUCCCGCCCCAAUCUUCGAGACUCCCCCCGUCCUCCCUACCGGUCCUCCCUCAGCUGGUUUCGCACCUCCUCCGCCUCCAUCCGCGCCUGGUUCGGCGUCGGGCGCGGCUGCAGUCGAUGUCAAGCCCAAGAUCCGGAAGCAGCGCGCUUCGACGGGCGGGAUUGGGACGAAGAAGGGGAAGGCGAAGGGUGACGAGGACGAUGACGGAUACAUGCCUGCUGGUGCGCGUAGGGCGGCCCCGAACGGCGGUCGAGCAGGGAGCGAGAGGCCGCAAAGGAAGAGGAGGGCGCCGCUUCGGUUGCAGGAUGAGGGGGAGGAGGUUGGCGGGGAAUACGAUUCGUGGGAGGAGGAAUGGGGGAGUUACCUGGAAAACGGCGCAGGAGAGGAAAAGAAGAAGCGGCGAAGGACUUUCAGCGGAUUCGACGACCCGUCGGACGAAGACGACGACUUUGACGAUGCGGAGCUGGACGUCGAGGAGCUUGACGAGCUCGGCAGCGAUUACGAGGAGCAGGUGGCGCGCAAGAAGGCGAAGAAGGCGAAGGGUGCGAACGGGGGAGCGGGCUCGGGCAGACCAGGGAGGAAGCGAGGAUCGCUUGCGGGAAGUGGGUUGACGGAGCAGGAGCAGGCCGAGGAGGACGAGCGCUUGUUGAACGACCCGGACCGCUUCAAGAUUGGUCAGGCGGUGAUGGCAAAGUUCCCGAACUACAACUUCUGGCCGUCGGUGGUCCUCGACCACCGCACUCCGCCUGCGAACACGCAGGGCAAGCGCACACCGGGCGCAUACCUCGUCAAAAGCGUGCCGACGGGCGGCGACCACCGCUGGGUCUCGCCAGACGACUCGUCAAUCGUUCCGCUCACGCCAACACAGCUCGACGACAUCAUCCUCGCGCGGUACAAGUCUGCGCCGCCAACGAGCUGGCAGAAGUGGAGGGGCGAGCUGGUCGAUGCCGCGCUGCUCAUCAAGGAUCCCGAGAAGCUCAAGGAGUGGCUCUCGCAACCGACACCGGCCGAGCUGUACCAACUCGAGCAGGCGGAGAAGAAGCGGGCGAAGCGCAUGUCGGCGUUCUACUAA
This is a messenger RNA of Rhodotorula toruloides NP11, 2223 nucleotides long. RefSeq names its product PWWP domain protein. The record is from RefSeq and is a predicted model, not a curated record. The coding region runs from base 1 to 2223 and encodes 740 amino acids. NCBI's taxonomy places the organism in Eukaryota, Fungi, Basidiomycota, Microbotryomycetes, Sporidiobolales, Sporidiobolaceae. The transcript has 6 exons.